This is a messenger RNA of Trichomonas vaginalis G3, 918 nucleotides long. RefSeq names its product proteasome regulatory particle assembly. Gene Ontology annotation, molecular function: transcription factor binding. NCBI's taxonomy places the organism in Eukaryota, Parabasalia, Trichomonadida, Trichomonadidae. Gene Ontology annotation, biological process: regulation of transcription by RNA polymerase II. The coding region runs from base 1 to 918 and encodes 305 amino acids. The record is from RefSeq and is a predicted model, not a curated record. The transcript has a single exon.
AUGGCAACAAUUGACUUUGAAAAAUAUGGCGACAGUGUAUAUCAGUGGUGUAAUGACCUAACAUUCCUGGAGUGCCGCACCAAAGAACAAAUUGUUUCUCUGAUAAACAAUUGCAAACUCAAACCGGGCCAUUUCAAACAACUAAUGACAAAUUUGACAAACUUUUUUGACUCGAAUGAUUUGUUCUACAUUAUUAAAACAAGUACAUUUCAAAUGGACUUGAACUAUGACUCCGCAGUUGAUAUGCUAAUGUUGUUUUGCGAUAUAUUCCAAUCAUCAUUACUCAGUGAUAUAUUAUAUGCCCUCACAAAAUCAGUCCCAACAAAAUAUUCUAAUUCGUCAAGUUUAUAUUUAUAUAGACGUUCUAAUCUCCAAGCACUUAGGAAAUUGAAAACUGAUAACGGAAAAGAUUUUUAUAAGAUAUAUGAUGUUUUUGAAAAGGCUGCGAAUGAAAAUGAUAUAACAACAAUCAAAACAGGUAUCGAAGAAAAGUAUCACGAAGUUGUUUUCGAUGGUCUUAACGGUUUUGUUUGCCCAGGUGAUAAUAUUUUGCUUCAUGCGGCUCAUGAAGGAAACACAAAACUUGUUCAAUUACUUAUUGAAAAUGGUGCAAAUGUUCAAUGUAAAAAUGAUGAUAAUCAAACAAUCCUUCAUUAUUUUGCAAACAUUGGAAAUUUAGAGGGCGUUAAAUUAGCUGUUAAAUAUAUUGAUGUUAACGCAAAGAAUAUAUUAAAUGAAACACCACUCCAUUGUGCAGUUGAAAAUUGCCAUCUCGAAGUUAUAGAAUAUCUUUGCAAAUAUCCUGGCAUUGAUUUGAAUGCCAAAAAUAAAUAUGGAAGAACUUCACUUGCUAAUGCAACAUUCACACACCAAAUGCAGCUAGUGUACCUUCUAAAGAAAUAUGGAUGCAAAAAAUAA